CGCUGUUUCCGGCGCCAACGUUUCAACAAAAAGCACAGCUAGCAAGCGGCAACACUCAUUAUCGACGCUCAGUCUGCAUUGUGCUCUCUCUUACCUUUUUUUCUUUUAAAUUUAUUUCAACUGUGAAAAUGCAGUCAAUUCGUGCGCCUCUUUCCCCCUUGAAGGAGAAUAAGCUAAACGCUGACCUCAACAAAAUGUCGCUGGACAAAGAAAACACGCCUCCAAGCAUGAACACGGCGCGCAUCUUGGCGUCCAAAACCGCGCGCAAAAUCUUCGCCGAGACGCCGCUCAAAGGCGCCAAGAAGAGCGUCGGAGGUGAUGAGGCGGAGCCUCUGCUGAAGGACAACCCCCGCCGCUUUGUCAUUUUCCCCAUCCAAUACCACGACAUCUGGCGCAUGUACAAGAAGGCCGAGGCGUCUUUCUGGACCGCCGAGGAGGUGGACCUGUCCAAGGACAUUCAGCACUGGGAACUUCUGAAGGAAGACGAGAGGUUUUUCAUCUCGCACGUGUUGGCUUUCUUCGCGGCCAGUGACGGGAUCGUCAACGAGAACUUGGUGGAGCGCUUCACGCAGGAGGUCCAGGUGACGGAGGCGCGCUGUUUCUACGGCUUCCAGAUCGCUAUGGAGAACAUCCACUCGGAGAUGUACAGCCUCCUCAUUGACACCUACAUCAAGGACCCCAAAGAGAGGGAAUACCUGUUCAACGCCAUCGAGACCAUGCCGUGCGUCAAGAAGAAGGCCGACUGGGCGCUCCACUGGAUCGGCAACAAGAACGCCACCUACGGUGAGCGAGUGGUGGCUUUCGCUGCGGUGGAGGGCAUCUUCUUCUCCGGAUCGUUUGCCGCCAUCUUCUGGCUGAAAAAGCGCGGCCUGAUGCCCGGACUCACCUUCUCCAAUGAACUCAUCAGCAGAGACGAGGGUCUCCACUGUGACUUUGCGUGUCUGAUGUUCAAGCACCUGGUCAACAAGCCGUCUGCCGAAACGGUGACGUCCAUCAUCAAAAACGCGGUGGCCAUAGAGCAGGAGUUCUUGACGCAAGCGCUGCCCGUCAAGCUGAUCGGGAUGAACUGCGAGCUGAUGAAGCGCUACAUCGAGUUCGUGGCCGACCGUCUGAUGAUGGAGCUCGGCUUCGCCAAGCUCUUCAAUGUGGAGAACCCCUUCGACUUCAUGGAGAACAUCUCGCUGGAGGGCAAGACCAACUUCUUUGAGAAGCGCGUGGGCGAGUACCAGAGGAUGGGCGUCAUGGCCGCCGGCGCCGACAGCGCCUUCACGCUGGACGCGGACUUCUGAACGGGCCGGAGAUAACGCGCACGUCAUCGUUUACACAUUUUGGGACGCACAAAACUUGUUUGUACAGUUUAUUUAAAUUAAUUCUUUUAAGGUUGCUCUUUGUACAUUUGUGUGAGAAUUAAAGUCUCCGUUUUAGCAGUCCUGGAAAUGUGAUUUCACAUU
Messenger RNA from Corythoichthys intestinalis (scribbled pipefish), 1451 nucleotides. RefSeq names its product ribonucleoside-diphosphate reductase subunit M2-like. Gene Ontology annotation, molecular function: ribonucleoside-diphosphate reductase activity, thioredoxin disulfide as acceptor. Gene Ontology annotation, cellular component: cytosol. The record is from RefSeq and is a predicted model, not a curated record. Lineage: Eukaryota; Metazoa; Chordata; Actinopteri; Syngnathiformes; Syngnathidae. Gene Ontology annotation, biological process: deoxyribonucleotide biosynthetic process. Bases 129 to 1289 code for a protein of 386 amino acids. The transcript has 10 exons.